Messenger RNA from Zea mays, 1194 nucleotides. Its product is annotated as methylesterase 7. The coding region runs from base 199 to 984 and encodes 261 amino acids. The transcript is spliced from 3 exons. NCBI's taxonomy places the organism in Eukaryota, Viridiplantae, Streptophyta, Magnoliopsida, Poales, Poaceae. The record is from RefSeq and is a predicted model, not a curated record. Gene Ontology annotation, biological process: salicylic acid metabolic process; jasmonic acid metabolic process. Gene Ontology annotation, molecular function: methyl salicylate esterase activity; methyl indole-3-acetate esterase activity; methyl jasmonate esterase activity.
GAAAACACACUGUUGCGCACGUUGUUCGAGGGUAGGGGGCGACUCGCUCCCCGCCAGAUCUGGCGAGCCACUGUAGCCUACGCUACCACUGUAGCUGCUUUAGGGCUCACCGUUGCAUGAGAUAGCGUCGUACCGUGGCCGCUUAACAAAGGGGAGGGGGAGGUCGCGGCAGCCGUUGAAAGCGAGCAGCUCAACACCAUGUCGACUCCCGCGCUUGCGACUGCUGCCGAGGGAGCGACGCGCAUCAUCCUGGUGCACGGCACGGGCCACGGCGGGUGGUGCUGGUACCGGGUCGCCACGCUGCUCCGCGCCGCGGGACACCGCGUGGACGCGCCGGACCUCGCGGCGUCGGGCAUCGACUCGCGGCAGCUCCGCGACGUGCCCACCUUCGAGGACUACACGCGGCCGCUGCUCGACGCACUCCGGGCGCUCCCGCCGGGAGAGAGGGCGGUCCUGGUGGGCCACAGCUUCGGCGGCAUGAGCAUCGCGCUCGCCGCGGAGACGUUCCCGGAGAAGGUGGCGGCCGCCGUGUUUGUCACCGCGUUCCUGCCGGACUGCACCAACCCGCGCUCGCAGGUCAUCGAGAAGGUUACCGUGUCAGACUGGAUGGACACCGUCACGGAUGCAGAGCACGUUCCAGCCUCGGUGUUCCUGGGGCCUGAAUUUCUGCGCCACAAGCUCUACCAGCUGAGCCCACCGGAGGACUACACGCUGUCCCAGAGCCUGGCCCGGGUGAGCUCCUACUACGUGCCCGACCUGCAGAGCCAGACGCCGUUCAGCGAGGCCAGGUACGGCGCGGUGAGCAAGGUGUACGUGGUCUGCAAGCAGGAUCAGGCCAUGACCGAGGCGUACCAGCACACGAUGAUCGCCGCCUGCCCCGUGGCGGAGGUGAGGGAGAUCGCCGACGCCGACCACAUGGCCAUGUUCUCCGCGCCGGCUGAGCUCGCUGGCCACCUCGCCCACAUCGCCAACACGUACGCUUGAUACCAGUACCAAUGUUUUGUAAGAAACGUCUCCCCUGGCGAAAAUGGAAAAUACUCCGUUAAUACUGUACUUCACAGGCCGUUUUUAAAAUAUUGUUGCGAGCUGCCAAGAAUGGAAAUGUAAUAUUAAGUCUACUAUAUAAAAUGCUACUUUCUAUGGUUUCACAGUAGUCAUAUGACACCCUAAAAUUAUGUGUUGGGAGCUCUCUUA